Molecule: messenger RNA, 1650 nt
Organism: Penaeus vannamei (Pacific white shrimp)
Lineage: Eukaryota; Metazoa; Arthropoda; Malacostraca; Decapoda; Penaeidae
Source: RefSeq, a predicted model, not a curated record
GCGGUGACUUACUACGCCGCAGAUUGUUCCAUUCAUAAUAUAUAAGAGAUUCUCGCAAUACGUAUUUUGAGUGUGUGCGGUCGUGUAUGUGUUCGCCCCGGAUGUCGGUUUUCAAGGACAAACUUUUAGUUCUUUUGUCUCGAUGGGAAUUUACGCGUCGUGCUUGCUGAAAGCUCGUCGAAGGCAGCAAGAAGGGGAGAAAGAUCACGCUUUCCCCUCGUACUAGUGUCGUCUGAGGGGAACUUGGAGCGGCUGAAGAGUUCAACGCAGGAGAGGGAGAGCGGGAGAGGGCGUCCGCACGGCACGGCAGAUACGACGCCAUCACCCCCGUGUUUGGAAGGAAGACCAACUGUACGCAGGACGCUCGAACGCACGAGCUAGAAAUUCGGAAGAGGGAAUAAUAACUUCUUUCCGGAAGCAAAGGAAAAGAGAGGAAAACAAAGAGGAGAGAAAGUGAAUCGAGGUCCAUCGCAUCCAGGUUCGCCGCGAGCUGAAUUCCCGAAGGAAAAUGUUAGCAUUUCCCCAAAGGUCUAAGUGCUCCGUCCCUAGAGCAAGUGUUGUGUGCUGGUGUGUGGGAGCCUAACUGAGCGAGGGCAGUUGUUCCCACCGGCCGAUUAAGGACAUCCUCGUCCACGUCACAGCCACUGCCACACCACAUACCCUUGCCCCUCCCCCCCUGCGGCGCCCUCCUCCACCCCGAUCUUCCACCUUCCACCCACUAUCUUCGGCCCCCGGCGCUGCGCUGAGGCAGGGGAGGGAUCGAGGCCGAGUAGGGCGAGGAAGAGGCGGAGGAAGAGAGAGGAGCGGGAGAAGAGGAAGAGAGAAGCGAAGAAAAGGAGAGACGACGGAGAGAGAGACACGAAGAAGGAGAAGGAAAGUAUCCGACAAGGAGAAAGAACAGGGAGCAAGGAACGCCUUCCCGCAGAGCCUUUGGGAAGAGGAAGGGCUUCUCGAACUCCACGAGGAGCCUGAGCGAGGGAAAUCUCCGCUUGCCCGAGCCUCCUACGAGGUAUCGCGAGCCUCGCCGGAGCUCGAUAGUACUUAGCGAGGAGCUGGGGCGCCAUGGCGGGCUGCGGAGGCGCUAGCACGGGCGGGCGUCGAGGGCGCGCCUGCUUGGGCGUUUUGGCCGUCAUCGACUCCCUGCUGUCCAUCUUCGUGUUCGCGCCGCUCGUGGUGGGCUACUGGCGGGGCUGCUGGCAGCUGAUGGACAUCUACCUCCUCCCGGGGAACAAGCAGCUGUCGGUGCUGACGUCGCUGGCCAUCGGCAACGUGUCGGGCCUCGUGUUCUGCCUGCUGCAGGGCCCCCUCGCCACCCUGUGCGACAAUGAGCGGCGCCCCCGUCUGCACCUCCUCGUGUCCAGACUCUACACCGCCGUCUACUGCGUCUGUUGCGUCAACCACUGGAGGGGAGUGUGGGCGUCCUGGGACCUCUACACUGGCAUCUCCUGGCAAUCGGGCGCCACGUCCGCGGGCAUCGGCCUCCUGACGCUGGCACUCACGCGGGGCCUCAAGAACAUCCUGGCGCCGCCCUUCAUCGUGGUGACCGACCACCCGAGUGGCUACUUCAAGGUGCCGACCCUCUUCAGUACCAAGGUAGGUCGCCUCGGCUCGCCUGUCGGUCCUUCGGGCAAACAGGGAAAGGAAAGAUGA